UUAAACGAUUGUACAGAUAGUGAAGCUGCACUGUCAAGGCGUGUCGACGCCUGGCUUUGACCCACGGAACAUGUUGUAUUAGCAGAGACCAGUAGAAAUGUGAGGUUCCUUGUGGAAAAAGCGUGCGUAAACGUUACAAUUUACAGCAAGCUUGCAACAGGCUUUAGAGCUCAAUUUUGGCUCUGUAUUGAGAAUCCCAAGAGUAUCAAAACUAUUACGGCCAAUCCAUGAUGCAUUCAUUGGUUCUGACAUUAGGGAUAUGCGGAUUCCUCUUGGCCGUCACACAAGGUUUUGCUACUGUCGCAAAUGAUCCUCAAGCUUAUCCUGCCUACGGAAUGGGAGGGCAGCGCACGCCAGGAAAUCUUAAUGACAGAGGUUUCGCUACUGCCGAUGAUGUUCCUCAAACAAUUUCUCCCUAUGGAGUGGGAGGGCAACGCACGCCAAGAAAUCUGAAGCACAGAGGUACUCAUAAUGUGGUAAAUAUAACGGAGAAGGCACGAACAUUAAUUGAGUAUAUGAAUAGAACAUGGCACGAUAUCUCUUCGUGGGGAAUGACUUCAGAUUACGCCUUCUGGAAAGGCAAGCACAAUGUCUUCGGACAAGAACCAAUAUCUGCUCAUGCGGGGCGCUUCACCUGUGACAAGGAAUUGUUAGACUACUCGGAUCUCGACGUGAAGCUUGUUAUGUGUCUCUGGUAUAUUCCUCAGAAAAUUUGCAGUCCUGUUGGCAUUUACGUAAAUGUUACGGUGCCCCAGUAUGACGACGGAACAUUUGAAGAAAGACGAAUCAAGUUGAAUUUUAAUAACAAAAAUACGAUUGUAAGAAGAACACCGAAGACAAUUAGAAAGACCAUGAUUAAAGGCCUCAAAAAGUUCGCUGAGGUGUGUCAGUUCACAGUCAACGUGACAUUCCAUGGCUCGCUUGCGUACGAAACGAAUAACCCAACAAAUGGAAGACACUUUUUUCCGUUGGUGUGGGCUUGCUGCAGGACAAGGCCAGAGGACUGAUCAAAACAAAGCACAACAGACUGCACUACGUUAUACGAGGGUGGUUUAAACGAGUUACAUUUUGGCAAAGCUCUGCACACGCAAAACAAAAUUUACCGGAAUAAAGAAAUAUCACAGGUUU
This is a messenger RNA of Rhipicephalus microplus (southern cattle tick), 1128 nucleotides long. RefSeq lists its product as uncharacterized. Lineage: Eukaryota; Metazoa; Arthropoda; Arachnida; Ixodida; Ixodidae. The record is from RefSeq and is a predicted model, not a curated record.